This is a messenger RNA of Pistacia vera, 886 nucleotides long. RefSeq names its product probable anion transporter 6, chloroplastic. Gene Ontology annotation, biological process: transmembrane transport. The coding region runs from base 146 to 850 and encodes 234 amino acids. Lineage: Eukaryota; Viridiplantae; Streptophyta; Magnoliopsida; Sapindales; Anacardiaceae. The record is from RefSeq and is a predicted model, not a curated record. The transcript has 4 exons. Gene Ontology annotation, molecular function: transmembrane transporter activity.
UCAACCACCUCAAGCCGUUAAACUUUUGCCUUGCCAUUCCAUGACUUCUCUCUUCUCAACUAAAACAAAGAAAACACUAAACACCACUCUCUACUUUCUGUAUAUUUCCUUGCCCUUCCUCUAAACUCACUCGAAACUCAAAGGAAUGGCCAGACUUACACUCAGAGCAGACAACUUUUGUCUUCUUUCUAACAGUGCAAGCUCUCAGAGAUUAAUCCUUAACAAUCCCACUUCAUUCAACCGCCAUAGUGUUCUUUCAUUUCCUGCUAAACAUGGUUUGAGGUUCAGAGUUUUAUGUGGCAUCAAAGAGAAGGAAAAUGUAAGUGAAAUUGGGGAGUUUGAUGGAGUACUUACUGGUCUACGAGUGGAUGAACUUGAGCGAGCGGGUUCGGUUUCAGAAUCAGAGGGAGAAUUAGGCCACACAAGCGGGUCUGGAGAAGUGGGUUUUGAGUCGAAUUGGCCGCCGUGGAAGGAUAUUCCUCAGAGAUAUAAACUUAUUGGAACUACUUCGCUUGCGUUUGUUAUUUGUAACAUGGAUAAGGUGAACUUGAGCAUUGCAAUAAUUCCAAUGUCACACCAGUUUGGGUGGAAUUCAUCAAUGGCUGGAUUGGUUCAAUCAUCGUUCUUUUGGGGUUAUGCAUUGAGUCAGUUGCCUGGGGGUUGGCUUGCCAAGAUAUUUGGUGGGAGGAGAGUGCUUGAGAUUGGAGUGCUGACUUGGUCCCUGGCUACAGCACUUGUACCUCUUCUUGCUGGAUUUAUGCCUGGAUUAGUCCUGUCACGCAUUUUGGUUGGAAUAGGAGAAGGUGUUUCCCCAUCAGCUGCUACUGACCUUAUAGCCAGGCAUGUAUGACUUACAAAGUACUUGAGGAUCAUGCUAUUUGAUUAA